GCCACGAGGGGUCUGUUUAGUUUAGUUUGUUGUGUUCGUUCUGUCUUCUUCUCCUCUCUUGUCAACACUGCAAACGUUUUUUAACAUACUAUUGAAACACAAUCUCCUUUUAAAACUUCAAGGAAGAACGUCACUCGCGCGCCGAUAUCACAAAAGAAAAAUAAACACAAAAAAAUUUAACAUAAGAAGACGAAGAAGAACAACGAGUUCAUUAAACACUUUCAAAACACUUUUAACUAAACUAAAAACUUAAAACCUUCGAUAAGUGCGCGCGUAAAACUUAAAACAAGCAAGUAAUAAAAAACGAAAAAGAAAAAUGAAUCUUGAGGCUUCUUCAGCCAAUAUCAACAAGAACAACAAGUGCUCCUGCCACUGCAAUCACUCUCACUAAAACACUCAUUAAACACUAACGCGUUCUUUACUCGCGAACGAGUGAAGACGAUCAAAGUGUGGUCUCCUCUUGCUCCUUAUGAUUCAAAAGGUUCUGUGGUCGCCCUGGACAGAGAAACAGUGUCGCGGUAGUGUCGUGGUCCUGCCGCGAUAGCACCAGCUCCAACAUGCCUCGCUGUCUCAUGGCGAAGAAGUGGAAGGCUUAUCCAUGGCCGGAACGACCUGAACAGGUGGAGGAGGAUGAGGAAGAAAUCGACGUUGUGGGGGAUUCCGUUCCCGGACCUGAGGCUCCUGGAACUUCCUGCUGGGGACCAUCAAGUCCGACGGCAGGAGCCACCGCACCUAGCCCUCCACCGACAUCACCACACGGAACCACUUUAAUCUAUAAUGGCUAUCUUCAAGAAUUAUCUCCUACAAACUACACUCCUACUUUCAUAACUCGUGUCGAGCAACCGUUAUCAAGUCAAACGCACGAACCAUCUUACGUAACACUAAGGACAGUGGUCGAAACGCAAGAUCUUAGGCCGGAUUAUGGAGGCCAAACGGAAAAUCAACCGCCGCCAAAUCACAAUCGCGGCCGGAAAUCGCUUUCGAUGUGUUUUACAAGUACGGGGGCGGCCCUAUCGCUUCCACCGAAAAAGAAAGAUAUCUACCGACCGUACCUUGACGAUAAACCGUCAUCGUUACCGGCGAUUCCGCAAAUACGUGUACCUGCCGAAGAGGACCUCCAUGCGGCUCAUGCCAUUUUGGAUUUGAGCGCGUCGACGACCGUUUUCAUGCCACCACCCCCACAGCCAACCCAAAUAGUUCCUGUUGAGCACCUGCAAGAAAGGAGAGAUAUUAUUGAGAAUACAUCACCUAAUGUCAUCCAACCUAAGCCUUCCAAAACCGUUGCGUACACAUACGAAGCUUUUUUCGUGAGCGAUGGUCGAUCAAAAAAGAAAACUCCUCCAGAAGAAGUUAUUGUGAAACCAGUGAUCAACGAGAAACCGAAAUACACUUGUAGCGAUUGCGGAAAACAAUACGCCACUUCGAGUAAUUUAUCAAGACAUAAACAAACUCAUCGAAGUUUAGAUUCUCAAUCGGCUAAAAAGUGUAUAACAUGUGGAAAGGCUUAUGUUAGUAUGCCAGCUCUGGCAAUGCAUGUGUUAACACAUAAAUUAGCGCAUAGAUGUUCGGUUUGUGGAAAACAAUUUAGUAGACCGUGGUUACUUCAAGGUCAUUUAAGAUCACACACCGGCGAAAAGCCGUAUGGAUGCGCUCAUUGCGGGAAAGCUUUUGCCGAUCGUUCAAAUUUAAGGGCACACAUGCAAACGCAUUCGGCUGAUAAAAAUUUCGAAUGUCCUCGGUGUCAUAAGUCGUUCGCGCUCAAAUCUUAUCUGAAUAAGCACUUGGAAUCUGCAUGCCUGAAGGACGAUCCAAACGGAGGUCCAGAGGAAGUCUACGCGGGCUGAUAACAAUUGCCAGAGGAAAUGAGUUAUCGACAGUCAGGACACGUAGCGGAACGAUUCAAACCCUAGUCACGGCUUCCAGAUUAGCCAUGAUUUAUUCCGAGCGAACCCCUUUGUAAAUAAACGCAAAAUCUACCCCUGCUCCAACUCCCAAGGAGCAAGAAGAAGAAGAAUCCCCUCGUUACAAAACACAUCGCAAAACGUCCAGUAAGUUUAGAAAAAGGGCUUCUUAGUCCAAUGUAGGUCUUAAGGCACAAAAAAUAAAAGUUACGUCGCGAAGAAAAAAGAAAUGAAAAUGUAAAACGAUUUUUUUUCUCCGUGACGCUUGAACUAAGGCGAAUACCGCUACCUACCCAUUUGAACACCAUUAAAAAAAUGUACAUAAUAAUACUACAAUUAGUCGUAAACGGCCACUGCGUAAGAUUCUUUGAGUUUGACAUUCACGAAAUACUAAAGAAAAGUUGUUCAGUUGACGAGUUAUCGUAGAAAUUGGGGCAUAAAUCGAUCCCACUGGUUUUUAGCAAUACGACCCUUAGCGGUACAUACGAAUCGCAUUCGGGUUGAAAGCAACGUUUCAAAAACAACGAAGUUUAAAAAUAGUAUUACUACAAGUUAAUUCAUUAAAAAAAUAAUAAAUUUAAGAAAUACAUAAAGUACUAAUAUAUACGUAGUUAAGAACGAAAACUAAGUGAGAUUUCUAUUUAUAAUUAAAUUACUAUUAUUAUUUAUGUUUCGAGAUUGAGAGAAAUUGAGAUAUAAUAUAUUUAACCGUUGUUCUAGUCGAGUUUUCUAGUCGAGGUUUUAAACAUUCCGUUUUAAAAGAAUCCCAAAGUAUUAUACCUAAAAAUAUCUUAUAUACUUUGUUCUAUUUUAUGGUAAAAAUUACAUGGUGUGGAUAGAAUGUACAAUGUUUAUACGACCUAGUCGCUAUAAAUACUAAGAAAUUGCCUGAAUUUGUGGUUAUUAUGGUUAAAAUUAGAGUUUGAAAAUUGAAUUUUUUUAAAUCGUUAAAGAAGCAAAUUCUUUCUUUAUAUUAUAUUUAAGGAUAACUCAGGAAAUUUGUUUGUAUACCAUGUGACUUAUCCAAUCAAAAUAUUGACAUUUCGUGAAAAAUCUAGGUCAAUCAUUCUAUCCGCAACAUAUCCAUAUCUUUAUUUUUAUCUGAAUUAAAUGGAAUUUAUUGAUUCUUAAACCAAAAUAACUUUUCAACUCAAAUUAAUUUGAGUACCAUAGAUUUGAACAAAGUGAUUAAUUAUUAUCGUGUCAAUAUUUAAUUAAAAACUUGUAGAUAUUUUGAUCCUAGUCCCAAGUUUAGUCAAUUAUUUUUACGUUCAAAGAUUUGCUAUUAACCAACCCUUUGAAAUUAAGUAAUGUAACGGCGCUAGAGUUACUAAAAGAGUUUAACAAUGGAAUAACUAACUAGUGUUUAUAAAAAGACCGCUAAAAAAAGACAAAAAACACAGAGAUUGAUAUUCAACGAAACAUAGUUUUGGCAGUAUUUUUGCAAAGGUAUAUUAAUAAUAAACUAAAAACUACUUAACUAUUUUAGUAGAGUAGUGUAUAAAAUGACGUUUUGAAACUAUUUAAUAAUUGUACAUGAUUUCGAGAGUGCGGGUAUAGAGUAGAAUGAUAAAUACGAUUUCUUUUGAACGAUUUCCUUUAAAAUUAACUAUUAGCGAAGUCUAAUAUUAAAAUAUUUGCAAUCAAAGAAAACGAUAAAAAGGUACUUUUAUAUUUUAAAAAAAUCGUUGAAAUUAAAUUUAGAGGGAACCAAAAGAAAUUGAUUUGGCACAGAAAGAAGGCAAAGGGACGUAUUAAACGAAGGGUUUUAGUGCAAUAGGCGAGUGUGAAUCUAGUCACGGUAGAAAGUAUUAAAAUAAUAAGCACGUUACGUAAGUCGUUCUGUUGCAUUGAAUCUUCAGUUAAGUUUUUUGCUAGUAGAGCGUAAGAUAAAAAGACCAUUCGAACAAGAGUUCUUUGAAGAAAUAAUGACAUGCAGACCAUGUAAUUUCUAUUCAACAUUAUAAAUAAUUGCAAGAAUACAACGAAUGUGAUGACAACUGUGGUGCCUUAAACCACUUCGAACAUCACGAAAACCAAAAAAAAUAAUAAUAACUUUUUGAUCGCGUAUAUUGUUAACGUCAUAUAAGUGCAUUUUUAACAACGAAACUUACUAAUUGAACUCUUGUCUGGAUAUUUAUUUAGUUUUGCUUAGUUAUUGCGUCGUUACGGAAGUUGAGGCAAAGUAGUAAAGGCAAUGAAUGUUUCAGAAAAAAAAAGUGUGGAAGCAAAGUGUACAGAGCAGCACAGUAGUAGCGAGGUCUCUAAUCUUAAACGUACUUAAGAUAUUUUUUCCGUUUUAUUCCUCGAUAUAUAAUAAAAAUAAUAUUAUAUAUAGUUUAUAUUUAAAGAUUUGCUGGCAAAAAUCCCGGGAACGGUAUACACUCGGGACACUCGUGGCUACUUACUGCUUUAUGUAAGAAGUUAAACGAUAACAACCCUUUCUCUUCUCCGAAACAAAUAAGCAAUAAUAUCUAUAGUAAAGCAGAGCAUGUUCGUAUUAAAACAUUUUUAAAAACGUUCUCCCGAAAUUAUUAUUCUUUCGACAGCUAUCUCCGCGAAAUCAUCUAAAAUUUAAGUAAAUGUUUAGAUGUUUUUAAUUCAUGUCAAUUAGAAAUAAAGUCAAAUUAUUACAAAAACUUUCAAAUUCGUUUUGAGUCAGUAAAGUAUAGUCAAUUAUUGAGUCAAGUAGGUUAUUAAGUUUACUAUUGAAAAUAAAUGUUAAAUGUUAGAUAUUCAUGUCGUAAACAGUUGUUGUUUAUCGUAGUGUUGAUGUAAUUUGAUGUCAAUCAAGAGGUAUGAAUAUACAUAAAUGUUUAUAGAUAUUUCAUUUAUUAUUCUUCGAUAAUAUUAAUACAAGGAUGAAAAGUUGUUGACAUUGUUGAAAUUUUAAACACGAUUCCACGUUGGAAAUUAAUACAUUUUCAUGAUCAUAACAAUCUCAUCAUAACAAUUUAUUUUUACAAAUUUAGGUAGAACUUCAAUGUAGGGCUUGAUCAAGGGUUGGUACUAACCAGCUUGAUGUUGAUAUGAUACUAAUUCUAACACAACAGCUGCAAGCGACAUGACUUAAUUAGACAAAAUUAUACUAUAUAAUAUAUUUCUGUAAUUUAUGCAACAAAUCCAAUACUAAUCAUGCCAUACAACUCACAAGCGACCUUGGCUUAAACAAGAAGAAAGUCAUAACAUUCUUCGUCCUAAGUUUAGCCGAGGUCGCUUGCGGCUGAAGCUCUGCAAUUAAUAUCAUAUCAACCCAACACUAGUCCAGUCAUAUUGUAAUUGACUUUAUGUUAUAAGCCUUUACAUUAAGAUUUCAUCCAAGGUACUUUAAUCUGUGUUAACUAGCUUGGUUUUGAUAUAGUAGUACUAAUUACUACUACCGAGGACUACAAUUAUUGUAGAUCCUCGGCCUCAAGCGACCUUGACUAAUUUUGUCAUGAGGAAUAUAUAAUGUUGUCUCAUUAAGCUAAGAGUGGUUAUUGCAGAGCAAUGUAAUGAUAAUGCUCAAUGUAGGAGCUCUACUUAAUUUAUAAAGUAAACUGCACUGUCUUGAUUAACUUUGGGUCAAAUCAUUCAUAUGUUGUGAAAAAUUCUAAAACAGUUAUUAAUUUUAUUCAGAUUUAAUACCACUUCAAACUUGCAUACUAAGUAGGUAUGUUGAACUUGUUUGAUAUGACACAGCCUAUUUGUAAUUUCAGUACGAAAUUCCGUUUUCACGUUAAAACCAAUUGUGCAAUAACCAGGACUUUACUUUAUUAUUUUAAUCCACCUAACUCAUAAGCAGGUAAUAUUUACGAGUGAAGCAAGUUAUGGUCCAACUUCACUUUCUUUUCUGUCAAAAUUAGCGGCAGUUUGUAGCUAUAUUCUUUCAUGCAAAUGGCAUUGAUAGCCAAUCACCCUUAUCGUCCUUUUAAAUCCAGGAAGAAACAUCCAGUCUAUUAACUAUAGUGACUUCUCACUAUACAAUUAUGUAGUGGACUUCAUUAUAUUGUGUCUAAUGAGUAAAUACAAAAAGAUUAGGGCUAACAAUAAAUGGGGUUUAAUUCAUAUUUACAUUUGUACUUGCUAUGUGACUAAAUUAAUGCUUUCAGUUCCAGUACGGCUUAAGAUACGUCAUUUUUGCUAGACACAUAUACAAUAUCACAUGUUAACAGCAGUUAAAAUAGUUAAAAAACCGGCAGGGAAUAUCUACUAUCUAUCUAUAAUACCAGCAAUGUUGGUAUUCUUUACAGCUAUUUUUUUGCAUUUGAAAAUCCUUAACAGCAUGUUGGUGUCAUAAUAUUCGUCUUCGGCCGAUUUUUCUCUUCAUUAUUUUUCUUCUUCUUGUAAUUUACUUAAACGUGAAGUGUAAUGAUGGCAAACAGAAUCUUCUUGAUCUAUAACAGAUACAGCAUCAUCAUUCUCGAGCUGUAAUUUUCCAAUACUCCCUUAACUGCUUUCCCAAGAGAAACUGUUUGUAACUUAAUGUAUACUAAGCCCUACAUUCAAUAUAGGACUCUACUGCAUAGCAUUGAUGUUUGGCAUCAAUAGAAAAUGUUGUAAUAGUUAAUUGAAUCUAUUUUCCAUUUAAAAGCACGAUUAAUGGCACCUAUGUGGUAGAAAUAUAACCGAAAAUAGAGUGUCAUCAAAUGUUUGAUGUUGCUGACCUGGGUUAAGUGCUUUAUUAAGUGCUCAAUUUUAUCAUUGCAUAAUGUAAUGAAGUGAAUGAAAAUGCUUUAUAGUCGCAUUUAAUGCUUGUGUGUCUUAAACAAUUAUGAUUAGUUUUGGUGUAUGAACCAUAUUCAACUUUUCUAGAUGGGGAAAGAUAAAUAUUUAGGUUCUUCAAAAAGUCGCAAAGUCUUCGAUGUAAUUUACAUAAAGCUUAACAGGUAAUAGAGGCCAGUUCUUUGUUCAUGAACCGUUGUUUUAUUGAUAAAUAUUCAACGGACAAAAAGGUUGAGGAAUUCUCCCAGCUAUCUAUGUGUAUCUAUAUUUCAAUUUUUAGUAUAAAUACCAUUCUGGAAAUCGUACUCUUAGAAAAACAGGGCGAAUAAUGAAACAUUCUGGCACAAUACAUUCCAGAAUGAUUUAGGAUUUAGUCAAUAGACAAGAUUCGAAUUUGGAACGAUAAAAUCGCAUCUUUUGGAUUUGUUUCAUAAAAUUGACUUGCCAUCCCUUAUUACAGUAUUACGACUUCACAUAAAAAAUGUUCUACAAAGAGAUUUUGUUUGACUUUGUAUAUAAUUCGCUUUUAUGGGCAACAGCUUAAUUGGGACAAAAUACUUCAGUCUCGACCUUUUCUAUUCAGCGAAAUUCUCUCUACUUAAAAACAGUUACAAGAUUAAAACCAUUUUUUGAAACCCAAUGGAAUCUUAAAAAUAGUGUGUGUUAUGGAACAUAAAUCAAUGAAAUUGAUUCAAACCAAUGUUCGUAUCAAAACGAUAUAUUAAUAUUGCAAUAUUGAAUACUUUUAACUUUUAUUAAUCAACUAUUAAAAAAUGUCAUCGGUCUUUGAUAAUGAUUUAAUCAACAUUAUUUUUUGUAGACUACUAGGAAAUGAGUAAAUGCCGGAAACCGAUUAAUCGAUAAUUUAUGGAUAACAACGACGUAUUGGAAUAACAAAUAACUUUUUUUUCUUAAUAAAGACCAAUAUGAAAUGAAUGAAACCUCAUUCAAUAAUUCCUUUGGGUUACGCUGCCCUACAUUUGUUUUCCUUCAGGAUACGAAUAAGAUGAAUAAGAUACGAAUAAAAAUAAGAUGUCUACAAAUAGUUUCGUUCCCAGUACAGUCCAACGUCGACUGUAUUUUCUUCCAUACACUUUCGAAUUUUAUUUCAUUCCGUGUGUUCACAUAAACCGCCGGCGAACCUUCCUUGCCACUUUGUCAGCUUUAUCAUUGAUGUCUGUGUGACCUUGUAUCCGUAUCACAGUAGCUUUAUUGUGGCUGUCCUGUUUCACCAAGUUUAAUGUUGUCCAAAUAAAUAUAGAAUUCAAUUUAUUACAUUAAGAACUAGAGAGAUUGUUUUCUCUUCUAGAUUUUUAGAUUUACUCCAAAAAUGUUAACAAUAAACGAAGUUUUAUUGCAUAAAUUUCACUUUGUAGCAUUGUUGUUGUUAUUCCCAAUCUUAGAUUUAUAUCCCUAUUUGAACCAUCUGUAUAUCGGAUUAUGGUUUUAGGAAUUACGCUGGUGAGUGUAAUAAUAACGUAGAAAUUCUCAAAAUUCUAUACAUUAAAAUACUAACUAAAAGUCGUGGUUAUAGAAAAUCUUGCUAGAGAUUAUACUUUGGUAUGGAUAAAUUAUCAACGCAAAGAAAUCCAACAUAUUGUAAUGAAAUGAGGAAAUCCAACCUAACUCACUCAAUCAAACUAAUCUUAAUGCUUUUUUUUUAUUGGGAGGAAAGCUGUGCAAGUUGGUAAUAUAGAAACAUUAAUAUUUCGAAAAAACAUUUCGCUGGUUUUGCAGCAUUUAAAAAUAAGAUCAUGAUACUCUGGAAGUUUUCUUAUUCAAAAUUCUAUUUCGUUAGUACAUGAUUGAAAGUAAACAUUGUGCAAUCCUAGUCGAUGUUGUUGCUCUUAUGAUACAAAGCUUGCCACGCUCCUAAGCAACGCUGCACUUAAAGUUCCACUUUUGGGUGACGGAUUCAUGGUUUGGAUGUUCAUUAGGAGAAUUCUAUAGAGGUUUCUAUACACAAAUUGAAACGGAAAAUAAGAAAAAUUAGAUUUUGUCGAGGUAAUGGAAAAUUCUCCCGAACUUUUUAUUGCCAUAAUGGAAUCAACCGCAAUCUAAACUAGCUUCUUCCUUGAUCAGAAUAUCUAGAGGGUGAUGUCCUAGAUGAAUAGCCACUUAAAGUUUUUCCAUUUCUAUUUGAGUCAUACACUGUAAUACUUUGUUUCAUCAUACAGUUAGUUUCAGUGACAUAGUGCAUAUAAACUGCACUUGAGUAGCGUACUUUUGGCUAAAUUUACAUUUAGUCUUAUUAAUGUACAUCACUUUUUCACAAGUUUUUAAACCGUAUUUAUCAAAUCUGCUCCUUUACCCUGCACAAGACGAAUUUGAAAACAGUUCCAAGAUCCUCUAUCAUCACAUUCAUCAAUACAUUUCAUGAGAACAUGUUAAACCAUUUCUUAUAUAAUAUUUAGGCAAAUAACCUUGGAAAUCUUGUGUCAUACGAUACUCUACUUUUACAGAAAUAUGGCAUCUAGAAGUAGAAAAAAAGUAAGAAACAAUGAAUUGGUGAAACGGAUAAUAACAGUAUUUAAUGUCAGAAAUUUUUAGAAACGAAAGUUAUGAAUUUGUCAUACUUUGUCAUAUUGAUAAGUACCUAUUGGCGAAGAUAUACAUCAAACACCGAACUUAUUGUAAAAAAUUCUAAAAGGGAAGAUUUGGAAAUUAAAGUUUAGAGCUAGCCAUAUAUCUAUUAGCUACAUAUCUAGGUCUGCUCAUCUAUUUUGCAACUGUUCUAACUGCUAUAAGUAAUAAUGAAAACAUAUAGUUAUUUUAGAAUACAUGAUGUACUUUCGAGGCAACUAAGCAUAAUCAUAAAGAUUACUUCAACACAUCUUAUUACAACUUAUUGCUGGAAGUAUCUUUGUAAAAGUGCCAGAUUUCUUGUGGUUAAUUAAUAACAAAUUACAAUUUUUAAAACCUUAAAAAUUAGUUGUUUUGGAAAUUAUCAAUAAAUAACGUAAACAUUGCGGGAUAAAGUUUGUAAACAUGAUUCACAGUAAUUAACGUUUGUUUAACAUCCGAUCCAGAUUAAUUUACCAGUUUCAAGGGUACAUACGUGUAACUGUUCACUAAUAUAGGCUAUAACAUACUCCAACCACUUAAUAAACACAAAAAAAUGAUGGUUAUCGGGUUUCAAUAUCAAAACAAAAUUUCCCUCAUUGUACAAGAAUGAAGUUCUUGAUAUAAAAACUUCUCUAUCCAACAAAACAUUUGUAGGAAACAUAACAUUAAUGUUUAAUGUAUAUUCAUACCGAAAAUCUAAAAAGAAACAAGCAAUAAUAAAUCGCGAAGCAAUAACAAAAAAAUAUUUCUACCCUCAAAUUUAAAGUUCGAGAAUAACUCGUAGGAUAUUAUAGGAGGAUGGCUGUCAAAAACUUUCGAAAGUCGUCAAACCGAAAAAUUUCGCGGAGAACGUGAAACGAAAUUACAAAAGGAAGUCGAGAAAAGGGUGCGAAGGCGAACUCUUGAAAAAGCAAUAAGCCUAAUGGGGGCUGCUCUGCCUCGCCGUUGGGCAACAACUUUACAUUCCGAAAGCAAUAUCGCAAUAUUCGCGCCUCAAAGGCGGACAAUCUCGGUGUUAUUCCUCGUAGAUUAUACGAAUCUGUUGUAGCAUUUUCGGUACAAAAAAAAAUGUUGGCGUUAUUGAUGACAUGGGGACAGUUUAAGUCCGCGGGUUCGAUCCGAGCGAGAUCCGACUCGGGAAUGUCGGGUAUUCAGAAGCAAUAAAACACCGUAGAAGGUGGUUACGGAGUCCACUGAUAACAAAAUAUAUAAUAAGUUCGUGGAUGACGCACCACCCGGAAACAUAUAGCAAUAUAGAAGUUAACGAAGUAAA
Onthophagus taurus is the source of this 10443-nucleotide messenger RNA. RefSeq names its product transcriptional repressor scratch 2. The record is from RefSeq and is a predicted model, not a curated record. Gene Ontology annotation, molecular function: RNA polymerase II cis-regulatory region sequence-specific DNA binding; DNA-binding transcription factor activity, RNA polymerase II-specific. Gene Ontology annotation, biological process: regulation of DNA-templated transcription. NCBI's taxonomy places the organism in Eukaryota, Metazoa, Arthropoda, Insecta, Coleoptera, Scarabaeidae.